ACGCCCGCACGCUUAGACAGUAGCGCUGGUUUAUAUCAAAUUUAUUGCGAUUUCUUGCACUUUGUUGUAGUCUGCUGCUGUAUCUAAUUACAUGAAAUUUAUGGCAAUAAAUAAUGAUAUAUAGUAGUUUAAUACGACGCUAAUAAUUAUAAAUUAUAAGUAUAGUACCAUCUAAGGAUCACACGUUUAACAAAAGAAAAUUCAUAAAAAUAAAAAUAAUUUGGUAGUGAUUAAACAUGCUGAGGAUUGUUCAAAAUUCAAUUUACAAAAAUUUCAAUAAUUCAUGCGCAAGAAGCAUUAGACAACAUUCUUCAACAGAACAGGAAAAUAAGAAAGAAAGUGAACGACUAAAAGAAUUCAGAAAAAAACUUCAAGAAACACGUCCUUUGGGAGCAACCGGAAUAAAAAAAGAUAAAAUGGUAGAGCAAAUGUCUAGUACAAAACACUUGAGGGCUAAAGCUCCUUUAGAAAAAUUAGAGGAGCUUGAAGAAGGAAUGCAUCCUUAUCAGGAAAAGGAACCUUUAGAGCCUUUCCCUGAUAAUAUCAAUCCAAAAACCGGAGAACAAGAUGGACCUAAAGGACCUGAACCAACACGUUAUGGCGAUUGGGAACGAAAAGGUCGUGUUACCGAUUUUUAAGUUUUGAUACUAGUGUACAACAAAAUGUUAGUUGCAACUAUUGAUUAUUUUGUAAUAAAUAUAGCGGAAAAAAAAUUGAGCCUUAAAUAUGUAGAUUAUAGAGAGUUACCGUAAGUACCAAAUGUUUAACGUGUUUUAUCUGUGUGUGUGUGUGUGUGUGCGUGCGUAGAGAGACACACACACUUAAUUAUCACCCAAAUAAACUCAUUGGCAAACUGUUUAAGACAACGAUCACUUCCACUAGACUUAAGAAACACAAAUUGAUAAAAAUAUAAAUAAAGCAAAAUCCAUCUCAUGUACAUACAAGCUAAA
Messenger RNA from Phymastichus coffea, 950 nucleotides. Its product is annotated as succinate dehydrogenase assembly factor 4, mitochondrial-like. Gene Ontology annotation, biological process: mitochondrial respiratory chain complex II assembly. The coding region runs from base 237 to 638 and encodes 133 amino acids. The record is from RefSeq and is a predicted model, not a curated record. Gene Ontology annotation, cellular component: mitochondrion. NCBI's taxonomy places the organism in Eukaryota, Metazoa, Arthropoda, Insecta, Hymenoptera, Eulophidae. The transcript is spliced from 6 exons.